Messenger RNA from Triticum aestivum (bread wheat), 689 nucleotides. Its product is annotated as MADS-box transcription factor 25-like. Gene Ontology annotation, molecular function: protein dimerization activity; RNA polymerase II transcription regulatory region sequence-specific DNA binding. NCBI's taxonomy places the organism in Eukaryota, Viridiplantae, Streptophyta, Magnoliopsida, Poales, Poaceae. The transcript has 2 exons. The coding region runs from base 127 to 414 and encodes 95 amino acids. The record is from RefSeq and is a predicted model, not a curated record. Gene Ontology annotation, biological process: positive regulation of transcription by RNA polymerase II.
AUUAGCAGCAUAGGUAGCACCAUUUACUUUCUCCAAUCGACCGGCCAGCCGGCAGGAUAGAUUAGACAUCUAGAGAGCAAAGAAGCAACAAUUAGUGUCGGUAGCUGGAAGAAGAAGAAGGAGAGGAUGGGGAGGGGGAAGAUUGCGAAUGAGAGGAUCGACAACGCGACGAACCGUCAGGUGACCUUCUCCAAGCGACGCGGAGGGCUGAUGAAGAAGGCCCGGGAGCUCGCCAUCCUCUGUGACGCCGAUCUUGCACUCAUCGUCUUCUCCAGCACCGGUCGCCUCUACGACUUCGCGAGCUCCAGAGGCAUGGAGGCAAUACUAGAGCGCUACCAGGAGGCCAAACAGGAGCAUUGCGGAGUGUUGAAUCCAACAUCAGAGGCAAAGGUAUGUAUCCAUAGUAGCUUUUAGAAGCCACACACAUAUAUUUACCGAAGAAGGUCUGUCUUGUCAUCCUCCGAAGAUUAUGGACCCCGCGUCGUCUCCCUGGCGGCUCAGGGGUAAGAAGCGCCGCCGUCGCAACUUCUCGUCCUCCCUGUCCCAGUCUGGCCGUCGCUGGAGGGGCUCCCCAGCAAAGCCCGGGCCAGCCUCAAGGAAGGUAGCAGCCGGGCACUCGCCUCCGUCCUGGCGCGGGCGUGCAGGCUGUUGGAAAUAAUCCAUGUCGUGGCGGUGGCGAUCAGCGUCGG